Chrysochloris asiatica (Cape golden mole) is the source of this 2855-nucleotide messenger RNA. RefSeq names its product ubiquitin specific peptidase 45 (gene USP45). The transcript is spliced from 17 exons. Gene Ontology annotation, cellular component: nucleus; cytosol. Gene Ontology annotation, biological process: protein deubiquitination. Bases 13 to 2469 code for a protein of 818 amino acids. Gene Ontology annotation, molecular function: zinc ion binding; cysteine-type endopeptidase activity; cysteine-type deubiquitinase activity. Lineage: Eukaryota; Metazoa; Chordata; Mammalia; Afrosoricida; Chrysochloridae. The record is from RefSeq and is a predicted model, not a curated record.
AGUAAAUAACAGAUGCGGGUGAAGGAGCCUUCCAGUGCUUUACCUGAGAAAGCCAAAAGAAAUAAAAGGCCUAUUGCUGUACCCCAUGAUGAAGACUCUUCAGAUGACAUUGCUGUAGCCUUAAUUUGCCAACAUGUAAGUCAUGCUAUCAGCGUGAAUCAUGUAAAGAAAGCAGUCGCUGAGAAUCUGUGGUCAGUUUGUUCAGAAUGUUUAAAACAAAGAAAAUUCUGUGAUGGACAGCCAGUGCUUACUUCUGAUAUUUGGUUAUGCCUCAAGUGUGGUUUUCAGGGGUGUGGUAAAAACUCAGAAAGCCAGCAUUCACUGAAGCACUUCAAGAGUUCCAGAACAGAGUCCCAUUGUAUUGUAAUUAGCCUGAGCACCUGGAUUAUAUGGUGUUAUGAGUGUGAUGAAAAAUUAUCAACACAUUGCAAUAAGAAGGUUUUGGCCCAGAUAGUUGAUUUUCUCCAGAAACAUGUUUCUAAAACACAAGCAAGUACAUUUUCUAGAAUCAUAAAACUUUGUGAAGAAAACUGUGAACCAGGUGAUGUAAGGAAGGAAAGAAAAGGCAGCAGUGUGACAUCUGUGAAAGGAAUUACGAAUUUAGGCAAUACUUGCUUUUUUAAUGCUGUCAUGCAGAACUUGGCACAGACUUACAUUCUUACUGAACUGAUGAAUGAGAUAAAAGAAAAUGGUACAAAAUUAAAAAUCUUUCCUUCUUCAGACUCUCAGCUGGAUCCGUUAAUGGUGGAACUUUCAAGCCCUGGACCACUGACCUCAGCCUUGUUCCUGUUUCUUCACAGCAUGAAGGAGACUGAAAGAGGACCACUUUCUCCUAAAGUUCUUUUUAAUCAGCUUUGUCAAAAGGCCCCUCGAUUUAAAGGUUUCCAACAGCAGGAUAGUCAGGAACUUCUUCAUUAUCUUCUGGAUGCAGUCAGGAUAGAAGAAACAAAGAGAAUACAAGCCAGCAUUCUAAGAGCAUUUAACAAUCCGACUACUAAAACUGCUGAUGAUGAAACAAGAAAAAAAGUCAAAGCAUAUGGAAAAGAAGGUGUGAAAAUGAACUUCAUAGAUCGGAUAUUUAUUGGUGAAUUAACUAGCACAGUCAUGUGUGAAGAAUGUGCAAAUAUCUCCAUGGUGAAAGAUCCUUUCAUUGACAUUUCACUUCCUAUAAUAGAAGAAAGGGUUUCAAAACCUGUGCUCUUAGGAAGAAUGAGUAAAUACAGAAAUUCACAGGAGACAGAUCAUAGCCAAAAAAGUGGCACUUUUACUAUAGGAAAUACUCAUCAACACAAAGCCACCAAGAAGCAUUCUUCAUCUAAAGAUAAAAAACAACUAAUUCAUGACAGAAAACGUAUAAGAAAUUUGUCAUCUGGAAAAGAGAAAACUGCUGUCAUAUGUCCGAAAAAUGAGAGCCUCGAAACGAAUGGGAACUCUUCAGUGUCUUUUGCAAGCAUCAUGAUGAAUACGGAAUCAAUUCUGAAUGAAAGCCCUACGGACGGCAGUGAAAAGGAAGCCAGUCAUUCUGAAAGUAGUGUUGAUGCUGACAGCGAGGCCUCAGAAUCGGAAAGUGUCUCACAGCGGACUGUGUUGUUUAGAUCCAGUAAUGUGUCCUGCAUGCACACGGAUGGACCCUUCCACCAUCUACCAGCAAGUGAAUUGCUACAUCAUGCGGACAGCGGUGAUGAGGAAAUGGCUGGAGCUAUUUCUGAACUUCAUUUGAGCAACAGUGUAACUGGAGACAGAGAUGUCGACAGAGAAAAUCAACCACUAAAUAUUCCAAAUAAUUUAUGUUUUACAGAAGAGAAGCAUAUGAUGUCUGAUAGCCCCCAAAAUGCUUUUCAGACCCUCUCUCAGAGCUAUAUAACCACUUCUAAAGAAUGUUCAGUUCAGUCCUGUCUCUACCAGUUUACAUCUAUGGAAUUACUAAUGGGGAAUAACAAGCUUCUUUGUGAGAAUUGUACUGAAAAGAAAGAGAAAUACCAAAAGGACAGUUAUGCAGAAAAGAAAGGAGAAGGGAUUUAUACUAAUGCUAGGAAGCAACUGCUCAUUUCUGCUGUUCCAGCUAUCCUAAUUCUCCAUCUUAAAAGGUUCCAUCAGGCUGGCUUGAGUCUUCGCAAAGUGAACAGACAUGUAGAUUUUCCACUCAUGCUUGAUUUAGCACCAUUCUGUUCUGCUGCUUGUAAGAAUGUAAGUGUGGGAGAUGAAGUGCUUUAUAGUCUCUAUGGAGUAGUGGAACAUAGUGGCUCACUGAAAGGAGGCCACUAUACGGCGUAUGUAAAAGUGAGAGCACCCUCCAAGAACCUAUUGGACCCUGCCAUUGGAAAGAAGAAGGAACCAGGUUUGAAAGAAUCUGAGAAUGAAUCAACAGGACAGUGGGUCCAUGUUAGUGACACUUACGUGCAGGUGGUUCCAGAAUCAAGAGCACUUAGUGCACAAGCUUACCUUCUUUUUUAUGAAAGAAUAUUAUGAUUACCUAUUCACUAUAAUGGUAAUGAUUAUUUUAGAUCACUCUUAUUUAUAUGCUGCAUUGAGAACUAUAAUGAGUAAUGUGCCUUUGUUGUGGCCUCUCUUCUGUAGGAAUAGCAUGUCUCUCAAAUGUUUCCACAUUUUUCACCAUUUUGGUGAACCCUUUUAAAAUAAAUUAAAUUUAUUCAAUUUCAAUUCUAUAUUAAUAAAUAUAAAAACAUGCUUUUUCCUAAAUAUGUGUCCUAGAAUAAAACCAGAGUUUACAGUAAUAUAGGAAAACCCUUUAUGGCUCUUUGUUACAAGGAUUUAUAAAUGAUGCUGGCUAAAUCACAUCAUCCCUUAAAACAGUGCUUCCCAAAUGUAAGUCACAUGGUACCUUCCUGAUUUCU